CUUAUAUCCCGAAAAACUUAGAAUAUUUUUUGCAAACCAAAAGAGAAUAAAAGCGGAAUAGAACUGGGGUUUACAGUGUGGACAUGGCGAGCUCUGGUGCUGCUGAUGGGGGUGCAAUGGGUGACGGUGAGACCCGCAAGUCUGCUGACAGUGGAUGUGACAAAGCUACAUUGGAACCUGUCUUGGCCAACACCUCUGUUCGUCGGCCACCUCUGUUCAAAAUGCUAGAGAUAAUGCGAAAAACAAAAAACACUGUGUUUAACAUACAGAACAGCAGAGUUGUCAAGAUGUUACAAGGCUCUGAAGACACUGAAAGGAAUUUAUGUGAUAUUGCAAGAUGUCUUGCAGAUUUUAAUCAGAAACAGGCGGAACUUCUUCUGCAGUUACUUCAUCUAGUGGUGUUCUUGGGGCAAGUGAGUCGCAGCUGCAUAUGGGAUUGGGUCACGGCUGUCCGAGGAGAGAAACUUGUGUCCAAAGACUAUAACGUGAAAAAAGUGGGUUUACUUUUGGGCGGACGAUUUGCCAGGUUCUUCCAUUUAACUGUUGUGAAAGAGGGCUUAUUUGUCAAUCUUGUGAAGGCAUCAGCGUUGGGGAGAGAAUUGGAAGAAGCUACGAGACCUACACCUGCUAAAGAAAACAUCCCAUCUUGCUUGAAGACUUGGAGCCCAGACCAGCAGAAGGCUUUAGCAAGUAGGUUUGCUAUCGCUCUAAAGAACAAAAGAAACCUCAUCAUUCUAGCGUGUGCCUGGAAUUCAAUUGUUCAAACGCGGGGUUUUAGGAGAUGGCUCCGUCAGAAUCAACCUACGGAGCUUUGUGAACAGCAGUUUCCAGCAGUUCUACGGUAUCUUUUCGAUGAGCUGAAUUUAAAUAGCAGAGAAGUCAAGAUCAUUGGUCAGGCUGUUGUGCACAGACAAUUAUGUGUCCGUUCUUCUAUUGCUGAGUCGAAGGAAGAAGACAAAGCACCAUCAAAGACUAGCACACAGACUGACAAUUCCCAAAAUGUGCAGGUACAGUCAGUCGGGCCUUGUAAAGUUCCUACGUCGUCUGAAAUUUCUCAGGCUACGGGUACCCUCAAUCCAACUGUGAACCAAUCUGGUGCUCAGUUUUGUGCGGCACCCACUGCGAUGGCCAGUGUGGGAGGUGCUGGGGCCAGGGGUAUGACCAACUCGCACAGUAUUAACCAAAUUCCAACAAGCUCCGUCAAUGAUCUUCAACAUUCAGUACCCGGACAACAGCUGAAUAACAUGAAUUGCAACCCUGUGAAUGUUCAGAAAACCUCUAAGCCUAAUCGUACAAGUUCGCUAUUUCUAGUUCCUCCACCACCUCUACCGACACCGCUAUAUCUUGGCUCGCACUUCCGUCCUUCACACCAGCAACCAGUGAGGGAUGGCUAUUGCAAUAACAUGGUUAAUUAUGUUGAUGAAAAGGCCCCACCCUUAUCAGAAGAGCUCCAGGUACCGCCAGCUCCUCCGGCACCAAAUAUGGUUCCAGACGUUGUGUUAGAGGACACAACUGCUGGGAUCAUCGCAUCGCUCGGCUGCCAAGAAGAUUUGGUGAAUGCAAGCCUGAUUGAGGAAAGUCUUGUGGAACGAAUGCAAGUUGGUGUCCUCGCUGACUUGGGCGUGGCAGACAUCCAUGCCAUGCCGUGUGUCCGAGAACUCGAACGCAAGCAAAGUACAGUGAAUGAGCUACUCCUGAGCUACUUUGCGGUGUACCCAGUUGUUACGUUACAUGAUUUAAGGCAUCAUAUCCUCAAAACUUUCGACAUCCGUGAUUUUCGACAGCUUGGUUUGGGGCCGUUUUCUAAGCAGCCAAUGCUCCUACGGUACUUCAAGACAAUCCCAGCAUUACGUGACAUUUUGAAGAUACAAGCAUCGAAUGUUUAUGUUCACCUUCAGUCCUACCUUCAAGAGUUCUACAUCGCGGAACUCCACAUCACACCUACGGUCUCGCUGGACAGGUUUAUUCUCUACCUGAAGGCAAAGUAUGGUGUCGAUGAUGAACACCGUCUCGGGAUCUAUUUCAGAGAUUUCUUGGCUGCUCAACAGGAAUUUAGAAAAGUUUUACACGACAUAAAAUUCCACGAAUCAGCACGAAAUAAUGCACUUAAACUGAGGAAGACCCAUAAAAAAGCAACCUGGCAUGCGAUGCGGAAUCUGAAAUUCACGCUAUUUCCUAACAUAGCUCACAAAAAUAGCCGAGAUAACGACUUGAUAAUGGAUGAGAAAUUCUGGGAUAUGGACGCGGCAGUUUUGGUCGAGAGAGUUUUCAGGAAGGUUGAGGUUGUAUGUGCGGCGAUUGAAGCUGGACGUGACCUCCUUGGUGACCUGUCGCUUACAAAUGCACCAUACACCAGUCAUGUCCUGAGAGAUUUCUUCGUGCAUUUGGAGGAGGAACCAUGGUUGCAUGAGCUAUUCAAAUUAUGCAUUUGCGUUGGGAAGAGUGACUAUAACAACAAGAUGCCCAAGUUAUCGUCACUUUUGGACUCCCCUGAUGGUAAAUCCUGUCAUAAAAGUUCAGCCUGUCCUGAUUCCUCUCAUGGCCUGAAGUCAAUGAGUAGUGAAGUAUCAGAUCAUGAGAGUCCAUUUACAAUGACUUGCUAUCGUGAGGGCCAGGAGACAAUUAUGGACAUCAUUAGACAGUGCGGUCUGGAGUACGAGGGCCCUGAGGACAAGGUUGAGACCGUAGAGGCUGUGUUGCUGUCACAUUUCUUCGCCCAAGGGGUGCGUUCCGUUGAGCAGCUUGGUGAAGGAGGAACGAGAUAUUUGGUGGAUGUGGUCGAGAAGAUUCAGAUGCCGGCAAACCAGACAAGUAUUUGGUAUGAAAGUGCCGUCUGCUCAAAUUCAAGAGUUGUAACGUACAAGGGUAACGUGUCCAACCUCGGCCUAGGCUUGUUGGGUUCAAUAGGUACAGAAGAGGCGACCAGUUGUCUUCUGAACUGUCCAAUCUUGGAAGACAUGGCAGAGUGGAGCAGCUGGGGUUUGGUGUUUGAACCAGAGUUUGGCAGUCUACGAGGUUUCAUCAGAGACAAUAUGACAAAUAUUUCUGCUUUGGAAACAAAACCUGGUACCUUGCUCCGGAUCCCACUGACUGCCUCAAUGGACGCUUUCACCGCUGCCAUUCGGAAGAAGAAUGUCUCUAUAGCCUGUGGCCAGCUCGUUGGUUUGGUCGUGUAUCACCAGGGGGACAAGGUGACGUUGCUGGAUGAACUUGCUGAGGUGAUGCUACAGGUGCUGAGGGAGGUGAAUGAUGCGGAGAUCGCAGAGGAGACGGCCAAAAUGGUGGAUGCGAUGUUGGAAGGUGAAGGAGUGGAAGACUCGAUACCCAGUGAGAGCAAACGUGGUGUCACUCACAUUGUCCACAGCAGCCUGAUGAAGUUGCCAUUGUUGAUCUGUGAACUUGUUGCUGAGAAGCUAUUCCUUUCGCCCCUGUGUAUUGUGUUGGAUCUGAGUGAAUCCAAGGUGCGUGAUCUGAUGAGUGACCUGAGCCACCCGAUCCAGGAGAGGAACAAACUGUGUCAGCUCGGUCUGGUCCUACAGUAUGAGGCAUGGUACAAGCUGUUCAUGCAGAGGACAGAGAAGAUGGAAUGUCCUGUUGAUGGGCCAUCUCUCGAGGAUGACCUGGUUGAUAACAAUGAUAGCACAAUUGAGGUUCAAGAGCCUGAAAAUAGAAGCUUGGACAUCCGCAUUGAUGGUAUCUUAAAGGGUAAACAUGCUUCAAUCAAACUUCCAAGUGAAGACAAGAUGGUCACAUACCUUGAACGGAAAAAACGUGAUCUUGAGCACGAGGAGGGAGAAUUAGACGACUCGUCAGCAGCGGAAAUAUCUGAAGUAGAUGACCAAGAAGAGAAGGAUGCAGAAAGAUUGUUGGUUGAUAUGGAGCAGAAAUCUCUGGUGACAGUUGUUGAGAGUGAUGGCAGUCAGGCAUUUGAGACAGCUAGUCGGCCCUUAGCCAGAGCUAAGUCUACGGAGCGCGUGAUAGCAGACACCAUCAUGGACCCAUGUAAGGCUGGUGCACUCUUCUUUGAUGACAAGUGGAAGGAUCAGUCUAAGCACACUCUUAUCAUGGCGCUGGUUGCCAUCAAGCAUCGCUGGAGCGAAUCUGUCAACUAUUCGCUGAAAGAACUCAGGUCAAAUGUCCAGAUACUGACUAACAAUGGUUUCAAGAGUCCAGUCAAGUCAACCAUUCACUUUGGCCCAGCGUUUGGAUGUAAGGUCGACUUUCAGAAGACUUUUCCAGGUGUUGAGUGGAACAUUGUGGAUGCAUGUUACAUGGAGGAUUUCGUCCCAAGCAGUUCAACGAAGAGUUGGAAGGACUUUUUUCAGGAGCUUGGCGUGUUUGAUUGGCUAGCGCUGCGGAGGAUGAACACAGAGAAACAACGGGAUGAGUUGGAAUCGGGCCCCUUGUCGAGCUGUAUGCCGUAUCUUCUCUCCUACGAAUCAACAAAAGGAAAGCAAUACGAUUAUUUCAGUAUAAAUGACGUCAUCUGCAGUGACAUUGUCAGCUUGCAGGUUGACCUGUGCAAGGAUGAGUAUGACCAUAUGAAAGCGUUGUAUCAAAUCUUCUCGAAGGAUUUAGAUGUUCUGAAACAGCAUUUGACGUCGACACUUUGCCUCUGUGAUAUUGUCGACAAUAUGGACAAGAUUCACGAAACUGACAUCAAAGUCGAAACAACCUUUUGUCAGUAUUUGAAAAUACUGGAAUGGAUACCGGUUAAGCAGACAAAUUUCGUUCAGUUCUUGAAGGAAGGUGCUUUUGUUGGGAAGGAGGAGCUUCGAUGUGCUCAGAUCAAGGACGUCUAUAUUCGGAUUCCAGAAAUUGAGCGAAUUCUGGCGCACACUGUGACAUAUCUUGACGAUGACCUCGACCCAGAUUUAGCCGUCCUGCUUGGAGCAAAAUCGACUCUGACGUACCACAAUGUUCUUGAACAUUUCAUCAGCUGGUGUUGCUGUGACGAACCGGAAUCCUCUGAAGCUAAAUUCAUCACUUCUGUCCAACAUAUCAAGAAAGUCUACCAGUAUUUCAAAGACCAUCUCCCACCGGAAAAGCUGAAAGCAUUUUGUGAGUUGCCGUUUGUGUUCGUACCGGACGAGUUCUGUGAUCGUGACUAUAUGAAAGUUUCCGGGCGGUUUUAUCACCUCAAUCAGGUCUGUGUGCAUGACCCGUUGUACAUUCUCACAAACUACUCAUCGAUGCAGGAGUCAGUGAAAUUGACAUGUCUGCAGCCCCUCGAACCACACUAUGAUGAGUUUGUGUCGUUCUUCAUGGAUAUCGCUGCAGUAGAGUCAAUGCCACGGCUGAAGGACUAUCUGACGGUGAUCGAGACUAUCGUUGGGAAGAACGAUGAUAUGAAGUCAGAUACUUACAUCAUGUUUAGUAUCAUCGGAGAUCAGCUCUCACAACUUCAGGCAGAGGAGUUAGGUUAUGUUGAAAACAUGCUGAGAAAAUUCCUUGGUCCUAAGAAGAUGUUUCCGACCCUGCACGAUGAAAACGUGAGUCUCGAUGACCAUCCAUAUGUGUGCUAUGUGGGAGAGGUGCCAGAGUCGCUCAUGAGGACGUUCUCAAGGAUGUCCGACCUUCAUCUCAUCAAAGUUGAGAACCUAACAGUUUCUGAACCGUGCGUCAGCAUGGGUAAUACCAAGACAUUCAUGUCUGUCUGUGGGAUCCCCGAUAUCUGCGAGGCAAUCACAACCAAACUUGAAACAGAUGAUAGGCUGCGUUACUUGGAUGCUGCACUGAAACGAAACAUAAAAUGGCAGGCAAGGAUGAUCAAGGCUUUCCUCAAGAAGCGUCACCCAGAAGUUGCUGAUCAGUUAACCGAAAAGAAAACCUUGCUGAAAAUACAUGAUAUGAAGUUUUACAAGGUGAGCAAACUCGACCUCGUCUAUGGCCUGAACGAUAAACCCAACUACAAGCACGUGGAGAGUCUGGUCUUCCAUUACGAAAAGGAGCUGUCUGCAGUGUACGUCUUGGGGGAGAUUGGUCCAGAGGUCAAUACGGAGAUAAACAACUUCCUGGCUGAUUUCCUCAGCUAUGGGGAAGAGAAUGUUUCAGCAGACAUCAGAUUGUUCCUGAAAGAUGUCCUUCCCCUUCUGGAGGAACUAGACUUGAUGUUCAUCAAAAGUGUCAAGGAAGGAGACGCACCAGAGCCCACAUCACCUCACAGAAAACGAAGACACAAGGCCGACUCCGGGCAAGCUUUGAAGAAACCAAAGCAUGAACCUGUGAGAUCUCUAAGUGAGGCGGGUAAAUCUAUUGAGAAUCCUCAUAAACUUCAGGUGCACCAUACAGGUUCUUAUAACAAGCAGUCAAACGUUAUAGGGGGUGUUGUUGGUAGUCAGGGAGCCCACAUCAGCCAGGUUGAACACUGUGCACAGUUUGGAACUCCAUCUCACUGCUACCAAGGCAGGAACAUGUUUCAAAUGAAUACGUUCAGAAAUGUGAAUACUUCUACAACUACUGGGACAAGUCCGAGCAUUUCUCAAUGCGACAUCAAUGCAAUUGGAGAAAGUGCAUUGAAAUUGGUGACUGCACAGUUAGAAUACAAGGACAAGAGUAGCCCUCUUUCAAUCAAUUCUAACAGUUUGUGUUCAAGGCUUGACAAAUCGGUCGAAAUGACCCCUCGUCCUACUGGCACUAGCCAGUCAGACUCCGUGAUAGGUUCAGAUGUGUUAAACUUUGUGAAAUCUCAAAUGGUGUCUAAGGAUAAAGAUUCCAUCUUAACUGCAGCAAUCGCAAAAAGUACAUCGAGUGUGCCUGCUGCUAGUCAAACUCAUCAAACUCAUCGGAUACCUGGUGCUUCAAAUGAUGUGGAGCAGGACCCACCCAAUGAGAAUUUCCUUCAAGCUCGGCAGAACAUUCAGAUGAUGAUCAGGGGUCAGUUCCAAAACUAUUCAGGGAAAUCGUAACUCACAUAAAAAGAUGGUGUGUGUAACGUUUUAAUAUGAAUAAUGGUUGUGAAAUACCGGUGAUGAUUUCAAAGUGUUACUGUCUCUGAUGUACGGAGUCUGUUUCUACGAUAAGAUGAAAGUAGAAAAAUAGUUCUGAAUUCAUCUCCACAAAUCUCUAUUUUACUGUUAGUCGCUGUGUUGAUAUUGUCUUUGAUAAGUUUUACCUGUUGUAUUACAGUUUAAUGUUUUAUUGACUUCUAAGUGAAUACUAGCACUCAGUAGCGUCGUGUUAUGACAUAGAAUUGAAAUUGGAUGGAAUCUUACAAGUUGUUUGAACAGCUCUGUCAUUUCCUUGCGACAGGACAUGAUUCUUGACUCGUUCUGCCAGUUGUCAACAUGAGGUAUAAUGAUUCAGGGAGUAAGGAGUACUCAACAGAAAGGACUUCAGAGAUGUAAUCUUAUUUCCUUUGUCAUUUUCCACAUGAGCUUGUGCUCCCACUCAGCAAGUAUAUUUUGUUAAUAAACGAUCGAUUGAGAUGAGUUGAAUUUUGUGACAUGGAGUUUUUUCUCCUAAUA
Molecule: messenger RNA, 7466 nt
Organism: Lineus longissimus
Lineage: Eukaryota; Metazoa; Nemertea; Pilidiophora; Heteronemertea; Lineidae
Exons: 22
Coding region: 84-6908 (2274 amino acids)
Source: RefSeq, a predicted model, not a curated record